AUGGCACUUUCCCCUUCUGCUGCGUCCCCGCUGGUCGGGUCUCAGCGCAAUCCAUAUGGCAACCGAUCACCAUCACCUCAGCAACCACUUUCAAAGAAGGACAAGAAGCGCAACCAGUACAUGGCUCUCAGCGAAGAGAUGCGCGCCAACUUCACAAGAGACCGAGAUGUGCAGUACCGCGAACAGCUCAUUACUCUACAAAAAGAUCUCAACCUCAUCACACACGCCGAUGUAAAUCAGCCAGAACCGCUCGACGACGAUCCAGAAGUGAUCGCACAAAACGCAAAGAACAAUCCAUACGCAUCCGAACUGUCUGCGCUCGCGGGUAGAUGGUAUCCUGCCUUCGUACAAGAGGUCAACAUGACCAAGGAAGCGAAAGAGCUGAAUAUCAUCAAUAUCAAUAACAAUCAUGACAAGAAGCUGAAAAUGCUUGAAGACGAGCUUGCCUACAAGAUGCAGCUCGCCGAAACCGAAUACAAUCACAUGAUCAACACCCUCCGAGAACGACUCACGCAGCAGCUGAACUCGAGGAGACAACGCUUAAUUAAGGAUAAAGAGCAGCUCGAUAUCGCUGACACGAAUGCUUUACUGCUGCAUCCCAGCCAGUUCACCAUCACCAACCCGGCGAGUCCUGCCGGUCAGACAAGUCGCAAGACAAGAACAACCAGAAGAGGUGAUCAUGACCUGAACGGUCUGGGCGAGUCUUCGAACAAGAGAAAGAGGAAAUUCGUCGAGGAAGAUGUCGGCUCUCCGGUCAGAAAUGGCACCAGUACUCCAGCUGGUCGAGGAGGUCGUCCUGGCGAUACUCUGGCACAGCAGCAACAUCCUGUGUACAGUAUUGAAUCUCUCUUCACAGAGAAAGAACUCAACUUCCAAUCACACCAGGCACAAAUAGCCACCCGCCAUUUCUUCUCGACAUCACAGAAAGAAAUCGAUGCCAGCAAGCAAGGGAAGCGGAGAAAGGGCGAUGAUGGCGACGCAAUCCCAGCCGAUACUGAUAGCUCAGUCGAAAACGAUGACGAGCCCGGUUCGACCGGCAUGGAGCGAACAGCUAGCCAAAAUGUGCAUGUCACUCGGUCGACGCGCACAAACGGCGGCAUGAGUGGGCUGGCAAUCCUCAGUGAGAUGGCUGACAAGACCGCCACACGACCUGCUCUUCCUUACGCAACUUUGCAUUCUCAUCAAGCAAAGAAUGGCACGUUCUUACCCAAUGCAAGCCGGCUCGGUGAUCAUGAGAUCGAAGAAGACCUCCAGAAGCUCAUCGACAUUCAAAGUCGCGAAGGAGAUGCUUUGGACGAGGAAUUGGCGAGAGAAGCAACCGCUCCAACUACGGUGUCACGCAGUCUGAUGGCGCCUGACUUUCCGGUCUGGCUUGAUGUGCAUUUACGAGAGGUUGAUCCACGCACAUAG
This is a messenger RNA of Cyphellophora attinorum, 1410 nucleotides long. RefSeq lists its product as uncharacterized. Gene Ontology annotation, cellular component: Sin3-type complex. The coding region runs from base 1 to 1410 and encodes 469 amino acids. The transcript has 2 exons. The record is from RefSeq and is a predicted model, not a curated record. Gene Ontology annotation, biological process: negative regulation of transcription by RNA polymerase II. NCBI's taxonomy places the organism in Eukaryota, Fungi, Ascomycota, Eurotiomycetes, Chaetothyriales, Cyphellophoraceae. Gene Ontology annotation, molecular function: histone deacetylase binding.